Penicillium manginii is the source of this 2226-nucleotide messenger RNA. RefSeq names its product RNA-processing protein PTA1. The record is from RefSeq and is a predicted model, not a curated record. Gene Ontology annotation, cellular component: mRNA cleavage and polyadenylation specificity factor complex. NCBI's taxonomy places the organism in Eukaryota, Fungi, Ascomycota, Eurotiomycetes, Eurotiales, Aspergillaceae. The transcript has 8 exons. The coding region runs from base 1 to 2226 and encodes 741 amino acids.
AUGGCUCAAACUGCCGUACAACUCAAUCAGUUGAAUGCAGCUCGCAACCUCGUCCUCGGUGACGCUGCUCUCUACCCGCAGAUCGUCAAUGGAAUUCUGCCUAUCGUCGGAGCUAAUUCGAGGGUCGAACUGCGAAGAUGGGGGGCGGAAUUUAUGGCUGAGACCUUCUCUAGUCCGGUUCUGUCCGUAUCUUUGAAGGAACAACUUGCGCCAAAUGUGCUCCAGACCAUUCAAGACACUCUUGCUCUUCCUGAGACAGAUAUUGCCGUACUACAAGCCUUAGUUCAAACCGCGGCCAGCUUGUACCCCUUGGUGUUUCGACAUAUCGUGAACCACCCCGGCGAUAAUAAAUCAUGGGAGACAAUGACAAUGAUCAAAGAAGACAUCUUGCGAAAGAUGGACUCUUUCCUUAUCUGCUGCGUCAAGUUCCUGCAGCGCGUGGUUCAAGUUCAGACGCCCGGGCUGAUAUCAGACCCACGACGACCUGAGCAAAAUGAGACAUCACUCGCCAUUGUUCCUCGAACUCAUCCCGUUCUCAAAAUCUCCUAUCUCGAGGCUGAGGCAUCGGGCUUGCUUGAUCGACUCCUCGGCGUGUUCCAAGAAGAGUUAUGUGAUGUGCUAAUCGUCAAUGCAACACUGAAUUGUCUCUCGCCACUCAUCCGUACUCGCCAGUCUAUCGCCAACAAGAUCAUCAACACUGUGCUAGAGUUCUUCCCAACUAGACAUGUCCGACCCCCAUUCACGCCAACCGUCCGAGUCAAUGUCAAAUCUAUGGAGCGAACCGCUAGAGCCCUACUCGUCAACAUCAUCAAGAAGAACCAGAACCACCCUUACGUGGGUAAGAUGCAAAUUUACAUUGAGCGUCUCAUGCAAGCUAGGCUAGAGGAAGUAGAAGACGCCUCUCGGAAACGUGCAUUUCCCAUUGAACCAACAGAUGGUUUGGAUACCGCAAAGCGGGCUCGUUUAGAUGCACUUGCCCCUCCACUGAUGAAGAUUCCCCCAAUGGCCCCGGGGCCUCCGAGCUACGAGAAGCUAUUUACAUUGACUGAAGACGCCGCACUGUCCUCAUUUGAUGUUACGCAGCUUCCCAUCGACCUCGUCGUGAAGAUUACUCUACCCCUACUUCAACGCGUUAACCCAUCCAUGCUUACACAGGCUAUUGAUGCUGUCCGGAAUCGAUACGAGUCCAUAACAAAAGAACAGAAUUUGCAGCGUCAACAACAGCAGAUUGCGACCUCACCUGACGACGACGAAGACGACGAUUAUGAGCCAGAUUAUGAGCCCAUGGAUGUAGCCGAAGGCGCCGUGGAUGAGAGAACUCCUGCAGCCCAUGAAGUAGCAGAUCUACAGCCGGACUUGGUAUCACUGGGCCCAUUCGUUCUGCCUCAGCCACCCCCUCUCAGCGAGGAAGAAGCCGCCGAUGUGGGCCGCAGCGCCGUUGCGCGCGUUUUCAGCAUGAUCACCUUGAACGAGACCGCUCCCGCGACAAACAAAGGAAAAACCCAACAGCUCGGUUUCUCCCGGCUGGCUGGAAGCACUUUUGAUCGGGAUGCUUGGGCCGUGCUCCUCACGCGCCUUGCCACUCGCGCCCCAGCUGGCCUGGAACCAAGUGGCAAGGGAGAGUCCGCAGUUGCCUCUCGCAGACAAACGACGAUUUCGGAUUCUAUUCGCGAGACGUUGUAUCGGCACGUUCUGGAGGACUUCCGUGGCCGACUUAAUAUCGGUAUUGGAUGGCUCAACGAGGAAUGGUACAAUGAUAGAGUACAGAUGAAGGCUGCAGCCGCUCGACGUGAUGAAAGCGGCGAAGAGGAAGAGCCUGUCGUCCCGCUUCACUAUGAUCGCUGGGCGACACGACUCUUAGAUGGAAUUUUGCCAUACUUGGACUCGCGCGAUAUCAAGGUCACGGUGCGCUUCCUCAGCGAGGUUCCUGAGAUCACAAUUCCUAUCACCCAGCGCAUUGCCAGUCUCGCAAAGGACCCUGAACGUGUGAAUCUUUGCGUCCAAGCCCUUAUGUACUUGAUCAUGUUCCGACCUCCGGCUCGUGAGCUGUGUCUCGACACACUCGAGCAUGUCUAUCACACUUACGAGGAAUCUCGGCCCGCAGCUGGGAAAGUUCUGGCAAAGUGGCGACCACAGGCUAUUCAAGCUACUGAUGAACCUUCCAAUGGUUCAUCGGCACAGCCAGCGGACACACAGACCGCUGUCAGCCAGGAGCCAUCGACAUAA